UUCUUUUCGGAACUGCUUCCACUUGGUUCCUCAUCGAUAUCGCUUUCUACGGUCUUGGUCUCAACAACAGCAUCAUUCUCAAUGCUAUUGGUUUCUCUGCUAAGUCUACUCCUUGGGAGACUCUCUGGAGCAAUGCUACUGGUCAAAUCAUCAUCUCUGCUCUUGGUAGUGUUCCCGGUUACUAUCUCACUGUCCUUACCAUUGAGAAGAUGGGUCGUCGCACCAUUCAGCUUAUGGGUUUCACAGUCUGCGCCGUUUUGUUUGCCGUCCUUGGUGGUGCUUACCAUCAGCUUUUGAACAGCUCCAUGCCUGGUUUCAUUGUUAUCUUCACUCUUGCCCAACUUUUCCAAAACUGGGGUGCCAACGCUACUACCUUCAUUAUUCCUGGUGAAGUCUUCCCUACUAAAGUUCGUGCUUCUGCUCACGGUAUCUCUGCUGCCUGCGGUAAGGCCGGUGCUAUUCUUGCUUCCUUUGCCUUCAACGUUGUUGUUGAAAUCGGUGACACUACUACUGGUCAACACGCUUUCCUUCCCCAAACCUUGGGUAUCUUUGCUGGUGUCAUGGCCCUCGGUGCUAUCAUCACCUGGUUCUGUAUCCCUGAAUCUAAGGGCAAGGAUCUUGAGGAGUUUGAAGAAGAGCCCAACUUCGCAAUUGUUGAAUCUGCUGGUCUCUCCGGUGCUGAGAAGGUUUAAAUCUUCUUACUGUUCAUGUACAAUUUUCUACUUUUUCAACUACAAUACUGUAUAUACCAAGCAAUUUUCAACAUCAAUAAUAAUAGAGCAAAUAAAAAUAAAUUUGCAAUAAGUUUAUCAAAUCAUUCCUUCGAA
This is a messenger RNA of Umbelopsis ramanniana AG, 827 nucleotides long. RefSeq lists its product as uncharacterized. The record is from RefSeq and is a predicted model, not a curated record. Gene Ontology annotation, biological process: transmembrane transport; carbohydrate transport. Gene Ontology annotation, cellular component: membrane. Gene Ontology annotation, molecular function: carbohydrate:proton symporter activity. NCBI's taxonomy places the organism in Eukaryota, Fungi, Mucoromycota, Umbelopsidomycetes, Umbelopsidales, Umbelopsidaceae. Bases 210 to 692 code for a protein of 160 amino acids. The transcript has a single exon.